AUAGCUUAAAAGUGCUGACAUAAAUCGAGUGAGGAAUUCACAACGGUAAGCUGUCUUAGAUAAACACCUUUCUUGACGAAUCUGCUCACAACUUGAGUAGUACGUCAAGGAGAAUCCCGUGCAACUUCCGCCCAUUGAGAAUGUGGUUGGUAUGCGCAUGAUCCGCAACCAGAUGGAGGAGUGGAUGAACGAUCGCUACAUGUCUACGACGCAAAGGAUUGCAAUGGCAGAUGGCCAUGAGAAUGAAAUGCGCAUCUUCAAGCCCGAGAAAGUGCCAGGCUCUGGCAGUCCCCUCGUGAUCCUUGUGCAUGCCGGAGGUUUUGCAAUGGGGACGACACAUCAGAUGUCUCCCUUUGCUCAAGGUAUUUGCACGAUGUAUGGAGCGACUGUGGUGUGUGUGACACACAGACUAGCGCCUGAAUAUGUUUUUCCCACGGCACCUCACGACAUCUGGGAUUCGGUCAAAUGGCUGGGCGCAAAUGCUGCGUCUCUGGGUGCUGAUCCAAGGGUCGGGUUUGUCCUAGGCGGUGUAUCAUCCGGCGCAAACCUGACGGCCGUGACCGUGCAGCGAGCUGUGAGGGAGGGUUUGUCUCCUGCACUGACUGGCGCAUGGAUGUGCAUGCCAUGCCUGUUGGAUGAGAGGAUUGUGCCGGCCGAGUAUGCUGCCGUGUUCAUUUCGCGCGAGCAAUGCGCCGAUGCGACUCUUGUAGACACUAAAAACCUCUACAGUGUGAUUGAGACAGCGAAGCCCGAUGUUCACUCACCGGACUGGUCACCAUUUAAUAGUGCAAACCCUCAUAACGAGAUGCCGCCAAGCUAUAUUCAAGUCAGCGGCGCAGACCCCAUGAGAGAUGACGGACUCAUAUAUGAGCGCGUACUAAGGAAGGCUGGUGUCAAGACCAAGCUCAAUGUCUACCCUGGCGUUCCUCACUGGCACUUCGGGUUCUUUCCGAGCCUUAGUGCCUCAAAGAAAGCUAAUAGUGAUGCGGUCCGUGGUAUUGGAUGGUUGCUGGGGCAGAGCACUGAUGGAGAGGAUGAGAACAUACUCGGGGCUAUGGCUCCACCUAUGUGGACAUGAUGACAAUGUGAUUCAGUGUUACGUACUUGGUGAGCCAGCAGGCAAUAAUUGAACUUGGCUAGACCUGCUAUAAAGCAUACAGCUACACCUUGUAUAAGACAGUUCGCGUUGCC
Messenger RNA from Truncatella angustata, 1191 nucleotides. RefSeq names its product Alpha/Beta hydrolase protein. NCBI's taxonomy places the organism in Eukaryota, Fungi, Ascomycota, Sordariomycetes, Amphisphaeriales, Sporocadaceae. The coding region runs from base 152 to 1078 and encodes 308 amino acids. Gene Ontology annotation, molecular function: hydrolase activity. The record is from RefSeq and is a predicted model, not a curated record. The transcript has a single exon.